This is a messenger RNA of Owenia fusiformis, 2398 nucleotides long. Lineage: Eukaryota; Metazoa; Annelida; Polychaeta; Sabellida; Oweniidae. The record is from the annotation of a GenBank genome assembly.
GUGGUGAGUCAACAUCACUUUUUUAAAGAGACUGUAAUUUGAUAUUUUUACAGUUUCGUUUUGUAAUAUAAGCAAUAAUUAACAGACUGCAGAAAUCAGUCCAGCGAGUUACAGGCAUUGAAUCCCAAAUAACAGGCAUUUAAUCAAAGUAUAUUAUACAGUAAGCAGAAACAAACUGGUGAACGUUUUAUGCAAAUAUGGCACAAUCAAAAUGGACUGUAAUGAGUUAUAUACUCAUGGUGGUAUUCCUGGCAAUGUUUGGAACAAUUGGACUCACUCGCUGGAUAACUACUGAUAAAUCACAUGGGGUUACUGAGACUGUUCUAUUAGUAAUGUCACUGAUGCUACAAGUAACAACUGUUAUGUGUCUCUUUGUGUUUACCAGGGUGAAUAAAACUCAAUGGAGGUACGUUCCCUGGAGGCUCUCUGAUACACACGGAAUAGCAUUCAUUUGCCUAACUGUAUUCCUUGUUGGAACAUUCAUCUAUGAUUUAUUUCGAAUCAUUGCCACAGCUGAAUGUUUGAAUGUGUAUAAACAUUUUAAGAAGCUAUAUGAGGAAAAAAUAAUCAACCUUGUAUUGCUGAUCUUGGAACCUCUGAUUUACAUGCCAUCACAGCUGCUGUUUUUGAUGUGGUGUAACUAUGGCAACAUUCAGAACAAUCCAAACAUCGAAAAAUCCUAUGUGUUUAUGCUAGCGUCAGGAACAAACAUGUUCUUGUGGAUAUACUCAUUUUUGUUCAAUUGUAAAAAUAUAUUCCCAGAACAGAACAAGUAUAACACAACAAUGCUUGACCCUGCUAUACAAAAACAUGCGAAUGAGUGUCUCCAUGGUGAGACAGCACUGCAGACAACAGCAGACAAUGUAGAGAUUUAUCUCUACCCUGUUCAGAUGGAGUUCUGUAUCCUAGCAACUAGUUUACUUCUACAUACUUGGUCUCAUAUAAAGCACAGUCAUAUGAAUAUGUAUGCUGAAAUGAUUGACUUCCCAGAUGAUAUUGGUGAUGGUGGUCCAAAUGAUGAUGUGAAUAGACAGCAUGCUCUGAUUGGUAGAAAUAAUGAUGCAAACAAUGAAGUGAAUGAAAACAAUGAUGUGAUUGGUGCAAAUGAUGCUAACCCUCAAGAAGGUCAUCAUGUGAAUUGCUAUGGACUUUUAUGGAUUGUUGGAAUCCUGUUUAUGACUCUGAUGUUUACAUUUGAGGGUCUUUUAUAUGUUCAGACAUUUUACAGCAAAGCAAUCUAUAUUGUCACCUGGAUUAAAACAAUUUAUGACCUGGCACUCAUAAUGGUUUGCACAUAUGUGCUAUACAGACUGAAAAAAUCUGGUCAAAUGAGACAGUAUGGUAACAUUGACACUAAAUCUGUCAUCCUGUUAAUCUCAUCUCUUGGCCUAUUUAUUAAUGCUGCGUUCCUGUAUGUCUCUGUGAUUCCAACUUUAAUCUACAAAACCACCGAUCCUUUCUGGGCAGACAAAUGUAGCGACUUUAACAUUAUUCACGAUAUGUCGUACUAUGAUGAAAGUUAUCAAGAAUUCCUCAUCAUCAGCGUCCUUAGUUUGAUACGCCAUACUUUCAAAAUUAUUCAAGUAAUUCAACAAGUAUAUCUGAUCAUCAUGCUAUCCAGUUUCUACAUUGGCCCUACUGAUAAUUGGUUAUCCGAGUGUCUAGGUUUCGUAUUGAUACUCAACUUUGGUCAUUGGUUAGCAGACAGUAUCGUUGAGGUAAAACUCUCAAAUGCAUCCCCUGUUCAAGAACACUUUUUUGGAUGCAACAACUGGCUCAUCAUGGUUCACUUGUUUUUCCCUCUAUCCAUCUACUUCCGAUUCCACAGUGUGUUGAUGCUAUCUGAACAUAUAAGACAUACCAGGCAUCAACACUAUAGUGGCUAUCAACCAUUGAAUGGUGACAAUAUUCAGAACCACGAGCAAUUGGGGAAUAACAAUGACCAGGAUUGAACAUAUAAGACAUACCAGGCACCAACACUAUGGUGGCUAUCAACCAUUGAAUGGUGACAAUGUUCAGGACCACAAGCAAUUGGGGAAUAACAUUGAUUAGGAUAUAGAGGGGGGUAUGAACUAUCUCUGCAAGUUUAUGGGCAAACUCUGUAAAAAUAAUUAUAAACAAAUUUUAAACAAAUUGCAAAUAAUAUUUUAAAAGCUUUGGUUGUAAGGCUUCUGAAUUUUAAAAUUUUGAUGACAAAAUGAUAUGUAACAUACAUGUUAUAUGUAACCUACAGUGUAGCUUCUGUAAAUGAAUCUUUUUUUAGUUGUAUUUUUACUUGGACAUUUAACUUCAUCGUUAUAAGGUUAUAACAUUUCAAAUGCUGAACAGGUCAUAACCAUACCUGCCUAUCCAAAAUAAAAUUUUGAUAAUUUUUGAAUGUCUUAUUAUUUUCUUGUAU